Molecule: messenger RNA, 718 nt
Organism: Haliotis rufescens (red abalone)
Lineage: Eukaryota; Metazoa; Mollusca; Gastropoda; Lepetellida; Haliotidae
Product: perlucin-like protein
Exons: 5
Coding region: 84-629 (181 amino acids)
Molecular function (GO): signaling receptor activity
Source: RefSeq, a predicted model, not a curated record
CACUCACUCACUGUACAACCAGGGACUCCACGUGCUUUAAUUCUCCACGGGGUCAUGUAUAAAUAGCUGGGACGCCUCUCACCAUGACCCGCGCGUCCUCACUAGCAACUGUUCUUGUAAUAACUACCUGCCUAUCCACAGGAAGAUGUCAGAACGGGAACCUGGACCGAUGUCCGACACAACUCAACAGAGGAGCGUACUUAAAGGCGUUCCGAGACAAGUGUUACGACUUCGUCACCUACGACGACAGAACGUGGAACACGGCGAAGAUGUCGUGUGAAGGUCAAGGAGGGUCCCUCGCGAUCAUCACUGACCAAUCAACGCAAGACUUCAUUCUCGCCGCCAUUAAAAAUGUGGGCUACACCGAGAAGGGGAUGUGGAUCGGCUUGACCGAUUCCGAGAACGAGGGGAGUUGGAAGUGGGUCAAAGCCAGCACAACGUCCUACAGCAACUGGGAACGCGACCAUGGAGGAAUACUGGGUUUUGCGGAGGAUUGUGCUCUGCUUCGAUCCGUCGAUGGAAAAUGGAUAGAACUGCCAUGCGGCGUUUUCUGGGACACUUACGGCUUUAUUUGUGAAUACGAUAUGAUGUCGACAACAUCCAGUCUUCCGGUGAUGCCGACAGUGUGAACCGUAAUAUCUAACUCCUGUUAGAGGCUAUAAAAAAGUAUUACUUUUGCCUCCGUGUACAGGUGAUAAAUAAACUUUGAAGAUGAAAA